GUCAUCAAUGUCGUCACAAAGUGGUCAUUUAACUGCAAAGCCUCACCUCAAAGUGCCGGUGGGCAGCCUGGGGAUGGUGCUUCCCCUGCUCGGCGGCGCAUCCAGCCGUCCAAACAAAUUGCUUGACCAGGACUUGUGUCUCAGCGCGUCCAAUUUGGCCAAAACAAACUGUCUGCUGUUAACAGAUGUACCUUCCAGCACACGACUGGCGCAAUCAACAACAACUUUUUCCUGUUUAUUGUCGCCGAGGAGGAGUGGGCGCUGCUGAUUGGCCAGUUCUACCCGGAAAAAAGAGCUCCGAUUCUAUUGAUUGGCGUCCGAGGAGACUUGAGGUGUGCUUGAUUUGUUAUAACUUUCCGCUGUGAACGGGUGGAGUCCCAACACUUUAACGCAGCGACGAUCACUUCAUUUCGUUACAUAAAUAAAACAGUCCUACUACAUUUAUACAGAACAAAAUCUGUGGUACAGCAUUCUAGAAAAAAUUGUGGUGUAGUGCCCUCGUGUGUCCAGUAGUGAGUACUACAAGCUACCUGUUUUUAUUUGACGGCAGACUAUUUUUUUAUAUCAACAUCAGUAUCUUCAUAUUGCAUGUAUUAUUACUUGUAUGCUGCUGUCUGUAAUGACUAAGCGAUGAUUUAACAACAUUACGUUUACUUGAAGCUGCUUUGUUUAAGUACAGCCAGCUAGUUGAAGCUAGCUUGUAGUUGACAAUGAAAUGUGAACUUUAUCUAUCUCCUCUUCCACCGCAAUGACAGACAGAUGUAGAGCUAGUGUAGUUAGAUAUAGAACCAGCCAACAUAGUCAGUUCGGUAGACUGCAGGCUGAUUAAAAAUGAGUCACCAUGGCAACGAGCGGGCCAAUGGGGGCCCAGGAAGCUGUUUACAAGGGGGUGUAACGUUUCUAUGGUUGCCUGCUCAGGUAUUAAAAGUCCCCCCCCCCGGACUGCUGUCUUUAGUCUUCUUCGUCCUUACUUUGUCUUCACUCUUUCUCUCACGCACACGCGCACGCACACAGGUGCAGGAGCAUCGAUCGAGCUGACAGCAGGAAGCUUUCUGGAAACUUCUGAGUGGGACGUGCACGCGCGCAGGUGUGAAGAGAAACUGACUGUGUGCUGCGUGUGGAAGGGGGGGCUAGGAGGAGGAGGGGUGGCACCAUGGAAGGUUCGUUCGGGCUGGAGGAGGAGCUGGUGGCGGCCGCGGCCCAGGCCGAAGAGCGGGACGUGCAGGGCUCCGGUUCCGUGAGUCUGGACGACAGCCUGACCAGCCUGCAGUGGCUGCAGGACUUCUCCAUUCUGGGGGGCAGCGUCCCCCAGAGCCUGCUCGGCCACCGGCAGCUGGGCUCUGACGCGCCGGCCUCCCCCUUGGCCGCGGACCCCGCCUCCAUGGGGGCACCGCUGACGCCCGGGAAGCCCACCGCGGCGGCCUACAGCCGGAUGCAGCCCCUCCCCGCUAUCGUGGCCCGCGGGCACUGUCCCGACGAGGUGGACUACAAGACGGACGCGCGCGUCAAGCCGCCGUACUCGUACGCGCACCUCAUCUGCAUGGCCAUGCACGCCAGUCCCGCAAGCAAGAUGACAUUGGCGGGAAUCUACAAGUGGAUCACGGACAACUUCUGCUACUUCCGCCACGCGGAGCCCACCUGGCAGAAUUCCAUCAGACACAACCUGUCACUCAACAAGUGUUUCAUCAAAGUUCCGCGCGGGAAAGACGAGCCGGGGAAGGGCGGCUUCUGGAAGAUUGACCCACAGUAUGCAGAGCGCCUCCUGAGCGGCGCCUACAAGAAGCGCCGCAUGCCGCCGGUCCGCAUCAACCCGGCGCUGCAGAGCAGGCUGGGACUCCACCUGCGACCUCCAUCCGCCAGCUCCCCAUCUGGGGGGCCCCCUGUCAUCCCAGCUGAGUCCCAGCGGCUCCUGCGGGAGUUUGAGGAGGCCACAGGCACGGACCACAACUGGGACCCUCAUCUGGCUGACGGGACCAUGCUGGGGUCCUGGCCCGCUGUCAGGGGCGGCUCCAAGAGGAAGUCAGCACGCAGAAACGGCACCAGUAGGCCCCCCCGCCGCUCCAGCUCCCCCCUGCUCCCUGCAGAGGAAGAAAAGGAGAGCGGCAUUCUCAAAGGAGACUUCGACUGGGACGCCCUGCUGGACUCGGCGCUGAGCGGCCAGCUGGCUCUGGACCCCCUCAUGAAGGAGGAGGACCCGACCGCCCGCGACGACGCCCAAAAGCGCAAACGGGCAUCGGACCUGGACGAGGAGACCUUCCUCAGCGCCGCCUUCCUAGAGAGCGCCUGGCAGGAAGAGGCGGAGCCAGAGCGCACAGACUUCCUGUGUCACUCGGCCGUCAACCUGGAGCAGCUCUUUGACCUCGCUGACCCCCUCAGCGUCGACCCCCGUGGUGACCCCCUCCUAUGAGGUCACCUUGACCCCGACAGACGUUCCUACGCUCCAGUGACUUCCUGUUUACCACCGAAUGAACACGGCUACUUCCUGUGUAAGGGCACCGUGAGGGCGGAUCAUGUGACGUCAAAGACUUGGAUGUUGAUUGACAGGUGUAUGAUGAUGUCAUAGUUCAUGAUGGCCUCUUUUAUUCUUUUUAUUUUCACACAAUAAAAAUGU
Messenger RNA from Dunckerocampus dactyliophorus (ringed pipefish), 2611 nucleotides. RefSeq names its product forkhead box J1a (gene foxj1a). The record is from RefSeq and is a predicted model, not a curated record. The coding region runs from base 1154 to 2407 and encodes 417 amino acids. Gene Ontology annotation, biological process: regulation of DNA-templated transcription. NCBI's taxonomy places the organism in Eukaryota, Metazoa, Chordata, Actinopteri, Syngnathiformes, Syngnathidae. Gene Ontology annotation, molecular function: DNA-binding transcription factor activity; sequence-specific DNA binding. The transcript is spliced from 3 exons.